Molecule: messenger RNA, 2080 nt
Organism: Rosa chinensis
Lineage: Eukaryota; Viridiplantae; Streptophyta; Magnoliopsida; Rosales; Rosaceae
Exons: 6
Coding region: 752-2080 (442 amino acids)
Source: RefSeq, a predicted model, not a curated record
CUUGGAAGGUGACAAGGGAGAAGUUCCGCUGGCGGAUUUGCUCAGCGGAGACUUCACUCCUUGGAAGGUGACAAGGGAGACGUUCCGCUGGCGGAUUUCUCGAAGUUGCCCCUUCGGUGGUUAAUACGUGUCGUGCCCACAGCGGGUUAGCGUGCGUAGGCUUGUCUGCUAAGCCUGUCCGUCUUCUAGCCUUUAAUGAUGGUAACUGUGGGUUUUGUAACCGAGAUGACGCUUCGGGCAAUCCGGAGAGUGAGUGGAGAUGUACGACACGUGUACGGCUAACAAGGGAUGUUGGUUUGGGGCGGACGGUUGAGGACGCGUUGGGGCCUAUAUAAAAAGGGGGGAAAUUCUGGGGGACUCUACACUUUGUGAAAAUUUUGAAAGCUUAGCCACCGUUUGUUCGAAACCGGAGAAGGAGCCUACCGAAGUUUGGAUACACUACUCCCAGAGACGUUGGUCGUACCUGUGCACCACCGUGCCGGAGAUUGCAUCACUGAGGAUCCUCACUGCCAGAACCGCUAGAAGUUGAGCCGUUACAGACCAUCCCCUGGGAAGCAACUAUGGCCCGUGGUUCGCGUUCAGAGAGCUCUAGGGCGGGUGAGGCCGCUGCCGCCAAGGUUAGGCGCGACGAACGCUUGGCAAGCAAUAGUGCUGCUAGCGGCUCCGCCGGGGAGGAAGAGGCAGCGGAGCAAAAUGUUGAGUCGGCGUGGUUCCUCCCGGAUGGGACAGCCGUUGACGAGGCGGGAGGGGGAUGAGCGGUGCUGCUGUCGCUCGACUGAAGCAGGCGUUCCACCUGCCGGGGUCGGUGAAGCUGCGACCACCGACGGCUGAUGAGAAGGCGUCGAUUCUCCCGACGGGGUGUGCGGCCGUGCACGAGGCCAUAUUCCGCCAAGGGGUUACACUUCCGCUGGUGCCCAAUCUUCAAAUCCUUGUUUGCGAGUUUGGCCUUGCCUUCGGUCAGAUCUGUCCAAACAUGUGGCGGUUGAUGUUGGCGAUGAACUCCUUGUGGCGCUUGUCGGGGUGCGAGGGGCCUACCGUGGCGGAAGUGCUCCAUUUCUACGAGUUAGUAUAUGUGAAGCGCCAAGGUUGCCACGGGCAAGUAAAUUUGAGUCGCCGGCAGGGAGCGCCCAAGCUGAUCGAGAAUCUGAGGGACUCCAUGUCCUAUUGGCGGGGGACCUUUUGCGUUGCUACCGACGGUUGGGAGUACCACGCUAGGUCUAACGAGGAAGGGCCGUCAUUUAGGAUUAAGUCCGAGUUCCAACCUAUUCGAGCGGGACUCCGGUAUACGCUGACGCGUGCAGAAGAGUGCCGGGUGGCGAGGAUCAGAGGUUGCUGGCGGAACCGGAACCUGCUUGACUUCCGCUUGCUAACUGGUUGGGAGUUAUUAGUCGACCUGCGACUAACACGCUCUAUUGAAACUCCGCCGGGCAACAAAUCAAGUCGCGACGCGUUCGAGAAGGCGAUGGAUCGGGCGGAGAUAGAAAACUUUUUGGAGGCCAUGUAUGCUGAGGGACUGGCGGCCCAGCAGACCGUGGUGAACCCGGAGACGUUGGCGUUGAGUCACUCCGAGGUUCCGGUGGAGAUGGCAAUGCCACACCAGUCUCACCUUGGCGAAGAUGGUCUGCCUACGGUGCAGGCGGGGACUCAGGCGGAUGGCGGGGAGAGGGGAAUCGUUGCUACCGGGCAGCGGGAACGGAUGCCUGCCACCAGGCGCGGUCCUCAAAAGAAGGCGGUACCUUCAACAGAGACUGCUACCGAGGCCAGGGGUGAGCCGCCAGUGCGGGUGACGAGGACCGCUGCUGGCACACAAAGGGCGCUGGAGAAGAGGCGCCGGCAGCCUGACUCCCCCGCCGAGGAAGAGGAAGAAGAGGUGGUUAUCGGGGUCCGCCAACAAAAGAAGGCCCGACAAACCGCAUCGAAGCUGGCAGCACAAGGGUUCGUGAGGAACAACAUUGUACUGUAUCAGCGUAACUGGAGCGUGCCCUUGCCUGUGGCAUGUGAAGAUGGCCAUCGUAAGGCCUAUGGCGAUAAUGAUGGAAAAAAUGUGACCGAUCAUAGGUCGAGAGGCGAAAAUCGUUAG